Messenger RNA from Humulus lupulus (European hop), 393 nucleotides. RefSeq lists its product as uncharacterized. Lineage: Eukaryota; Viridiplantae; Streptophyta; Magnoliopsida; Rosales; Cannabaceae. The record is from RefSeq and is a predicted model, not a curated record. The transcript has a single exon. The coding region runs from base 1 to 393 and encodes 130 amino acids.
AUGAGAUCUAAAGCUGGUAUUGUUAAACCUCGCGUGUUCUUUAGUGUGACUGCAAGUACCCCAUGUGAGCCGUCCUUCUCUGAGGCCAACAAGGACCCUAAAUGGCAGGCUGCUAUGCAUGCUGAGUUCACUGCUUUACAAGACCAGAACACUUGGACCCUUGUUCCUCUUCCACAUUGUUUUCGUGUCGUGGGUUGUAAAUGGGUCUACCGUAUCAAAAUUUGUCUCGAUGGUACUGUGGACAGGUAUAAGGCCCGUCUUGUGGCCAAGGGAUUUCAUCAGAUAGUCGGCUUGGAUUAUCAUGAGACCUUGAGUCCCGUUAUCAAGCCUACCACCAUUCGUCUCAUCCUAAGUGUGGCUGUCUCUCUUCGCUGGCAUCAAAUUGACAUUUAG